Molecule: messenger RNA, 915 nt
Organism: Tilletiopsis washingtonensis
Lineage: Eukaryota; Fungi; Basidiomycota; Exobasidiomycetes; Entylomatales
Exons: 6
Coding region: 13-861 (282 amino acids)
Cellular component (GO): membrane
Source: RefSeq, a predicted model, not a curated record
CUCUUCACAGCCAUGUCCUACAGCCAGGCACCUCCCACCUACUCUGCUCCCAAGAAGGGCUACGCCGCCGUGCCGCAGUCGCAGUCCGACGCGCCGGCUGCAGCGUCAGCAUCGGCUUCGGCAGCGACGCCGCUCCUCGCCUCGCACGACGCGGCGCCGCGGCAGGAGGGCGAUGUGGACGCCGACGACUUCAAGUACGGCGUCUCCGUCGAGCAGUCUACGCCCGAGGUACGGCAGAUGUUCUUGAAGAAGGUCUACUCGAUUCUCUUCCUCCAAAUCCUCGGCACUGCCCUCGUCGGCUCCACGAUGCGCAUUCCGGCCGUGUCUGCAUGGGUGAUGAACAACUCCUGGAUCGUGAUCGCCACGUCCAUUUCGGCGCUCAUUUCCAUGGGCGUGCUCUACUUCAAGCGUCAUUCGCACCCGACCAACCUGCUGCUGCUCGGCCUCUUCACCACGCUCGAGGCAGUGUCGCUCGGCAGUGCCAUUGCCUACGUCAACCAAGUCGUCGUGCUGCAGGCCCUCAUCCUCACCCUCUUCGUCUUUGCCGGCCUCACCCUCUUUGUCUGGAUCUUCCCCGAGCUCAACUACGCCAGGCUGGCGCCGUGGCUUUUCGGCGCGCUGCUUCUCCUCGUCGGCGCAGGAUUCGUGCAGCUCUUUGUGCCGUUCAGCAAUGCCGUCGACAUGGCCUUUGCCGGCAUUGGCGUCGUCGUCUUCUCUGGCUACAUCCUUUUCGACACGCACAUGAUCAUGAAGCGCAUGAGCGCCGAAGAAUGGGUGCUUGCCGUCAUCUCCCUCUACCUCGACAUCAUCAAUCUCUUCCUCUCCAUUCUGCGCAUCCUCAAUGGCGUGCAGGACGACUGAUGCGGUGUUCUCGACUCUCUUCAAGUCGGCUUCAGCGUCUUUUUCUCAAGCGGG